This is a messenger RNA of Brachypodium distachyon (stiff brome), 1625 nucleotides long. RefSeq names its product ethylene-responsive transcription factor 1. Gene Ontology annotation, biological process: regulation of DNA-templated transcription; ethylene-activated signaling pathway. Lineage: Eukaryota; Viridiplantae; Streptophyta; Magnoliopsida; Poales; Poaceae. The record is from RefSeq and is a predicted model, not a curated record. Bases 112 to 1296 code for a protein of 394 amino acids. Gene Ontology annotation, molecular function: DNA-binding transcription factor activity; DNA binding. The transcript has 3 exons.
UACGGCUGCUGCCGUUUUCGGUCUCUGACGACACACACAAGUUUGCUAGCAGACAUUUUUUUUCUCCGGCGCCGACGAGUCCGACGAAGAAGACGAAGAGGAAGGGGAGCCAUGUGCGGCGGCGCGAUCCUCACCGACCUGAAGAGGCCCCCCGCGGUGUCGCGGAGGCUGGCGGAGGGGUUGCUGUGGCCUGAGAAGAAGAAGGUCUGCUGGAAGGGGGAGGAGGAUGACUUCGAGGCCGACUUCGGCGGGUUCGAGGUUGUGGAUGAGGACUUGGAGUUCGGGGGUGAGGAGGAGGAGGCUGGAGACGACGAUGUCGUCGAGAUCAAGCCGCCCCCCGUCAAGAGGGCCUUCACCGGAGAUGACUUAAGCACCAUGACUAGUGCUGCUUUUGAUGGUCCUGCAGAAAGGUCAGCAAAAAGGAAGAGGAAGAACCAAUUUAGGGGUAUCCGCCAGCGCCCCUGGGGUAAGUGGGCUGCUGAAAUCAGAGAUCCUAACAAAGGUGUCCGUGUCUGGCUCGGUACUUUCAACAGUGCUGAAGAAGCAGCAAGAGCUUAUGAUGCUGAAGCACGCAGGAUCCGUGGCAACAAGGCCAAGGUUAACUUUCCAGAGGAACCAAGAGCUGCUCAGAAGCGCCGUGCUGGCCCUGCUGCUGCUAAAGUGCCCAAGUCAAGGGUGGAACAGAAACCUAAUGUCAAACCAGCAGUCAACAACCUUGCCAACACAAAUGCAUCUGCGUACCCAUCUGCUGACUUUGCCUCAAACAAGCCGUUUGUUCAGCCUGAUAACAAGCCAUUUGUUCAGUCUGAUGACCUGUCAUUUUUUCAGCCUGAUGACCUGCCAUUUGUUCAGCCCGAUGACAUGCCAUUUGUUCCUGCAAUGAACUCUGCUGUCCCUAUCGGGGCUCCUUGUAUGAAUCUGUACUCUGACCAGGGAAGCAACUCCUUUGGCUGCUCAGACUUGGGCUGGGAUUGUGACACCAAGACUCCAGAUACAACGUCCGUUGCUCCCAUCUCUACCAUUGUUGAAGGUUUUGAAUAUGCGGUUGUGAAGGGUAACACUCAGGACUCAGUGGUGCCCCCUGUUAUGGAGACCAAUACUGUUGAUCACACCAAUGUGCUGGAGACCAAUCCUGUUGAUCCUACCAGUGGGCUGGCUGAUUUGGAACCUUUGUUGAAGUUUCUUCUGGAGGAGGAUGCGGGUGAGUCGAUUGAUAGCUUUCUGAACCUUGAUGAAUCUCAGGAUGUCAACGGACUUUGGAGCUUUGAUGACCUCAUCUCCAGCGAUUUCUAUUGAUGAAUGUGGAGCCUGUACAUAGGGAGAAAGGGAAUAGGACUUAUGGGAGAUUGGGAAGCACCAUCUUGUCACCUUGGGGCAGCAUAUGCGUAUGCCUGUCUUAGAUGCAAAAAAGUUGCAUCCUGAGACUUUUUUUGGGUAAUUGACCUGUUCCCUAUUGUAUGGCAGCGAUUUAUGAGACUGAAGAACCGCUCUAUCUUUUUCUUUUCUGUCGUUGAUACCAUCAUCUGACAGCGAACAACAUGAAUCUGUGUACAAUGUGUCUUAAUCUGUGUACUUGGUUGCUCUUCCCUUCAAUUGUGGGAAUUCUAUUAUCCUUAUGUCUUGAU